Molecule: messenger RNA, 3951 nt
Organism: Penicillium soppii
Lineage: Eukaryota; Fungi; Ascomycota; Eurotiomycetes; Eurotiales; Aspergillaceae
Product: glycoside hydrolase family 55 protein
Exons: 9
Coding region: 1-3951 (1316 amino acids)
Molecular function (GO): polygalacturonase activity
Source: RefSeq, a predicted model, not a curated record
AUGAAGAUUCUCUCAUUCUGCCUUCUUCUGGCUCUUUUUGAAGUCAUUGCCUCUGCAUGGCCACUUGAUCAGUCCAUUCCCUACGAUAGGACUGUGGUGCAAAAAUGGGCCGUAUCUGCUUCGAUCCCCACUCCAAAUGAGGGUAACACGUCUACCCUCCAUACCCGUCAAGAUGGAGGGUACUGGUACGAGUCUGCAAGCCAUGGUAUCUCGGCCUUUGGAGAUUCCAGCUAUCAAGUCUUCCGCAACGUGAAGGACUACGGAGCCGUAGGAGACGGUGUGACCGAUGAUACCGAGGCAAUCAACCGCGCCAUCACAGAUGGCAAUCGAUGCGGAGAGACUUGUGGUUCUUCAACCACCACUCCGGCCGUUGUCUACUUUCCGUCAGGUACAUACCUUGUUUCGGCACCGUUGAUUCAGUAUUAUUAUACGCAGUUUGUGGGGAAUCCUAACGCGUUGCCCACUCUAAAGGCGGCACCUAGCUUUGCUGGUAUCGGUGUCAUCUCGGCCAACACCUACAUUCCUGGUGAAUCUGGUGCUGAGUGGUAUGUACCUCAGAGCAACUUUUAUCGCCAAGUGCGCAAUUUUAUCAUCGAUAUUUCAGGCUGUCCGACGGUUACUCCAGAUGGAUUUGCCCCCACGGGUAUUCACUGGCAAGUGGGCCAGGCUACGAGCAUUGAAAACAUUCAGUUUGUCAUGAGCCAGGCUGAUGGUACUACCCACGUUGGAAUCUUCAUGGAGAACGGAUCGGGUGGCUACCUUGGAGACCUGACCUUUACCGGAGGCGCCAUUGGCAUGUGGUGUGGAAGCCAGCAGUUCACAUCGCGUAAUCUCAAAUUUCGAAAUUGCAUCCAGGCGAUUGAGAUGAUCUGGGAUUGGGGGUGGACGUGGCAUGGUCUGGACAUUCUUCUCUGCCAGAUUGGAAUCAACGUCACGGCGCUUAGCAGCGCGAGUGCAGAGCACAAUCAAGGUGUAGCCGCGAUUGCGGUCCUUGACUCUGUUUUUACCAAUGUGCCAAUUGCUGUCUUGACGGCUGGUAAGACAAACAUUAUGAUGGAAAACGUGCAAAUGAACAAUGCUCCAAUUGCCGUUGGCUUUUCAGGCGGUCCUACGGUUCUUCAAGGUGGAGAUGUCCUCAUUGACAACUAUGGGAAUGGAAACAAUUUCAUCCAAAACGGACAAACGUUGAGUGAGACGUUUUUGAACGGCGCAUUCUCACCUUCUGCGAAGGCUACAGCAUCAUCGUCGCUGCGGUCAUCCAAUGGCUGGUUUGCUAGGUCUAAACCUCAGUAUCAAACCGUGGGUAUCGGUGGUUUUGUCGAUAUCAGAGCAGCCGGUGCCGCUGGUAAUGGCCGGACCGACGACACUGCUGUGAUCAACAGUGUUCUUUCAUCUGCUGGGGGCUCAAUUGUCUACUUCCCGCACGGCACGUAUAUGGUUUCAGACACCAUCUCGGUUCCUCCAGGGACAAAGAUUGUCGGUGAAGUGUGGAGUGAAAUUAUGGGAUUCGGAGACAAAUUUUCGGAUAUAUCGAAUCCAAGAGUGAUGAUCCGAGUAGGAACGGCAGGCCAAACGGGAGAUGUGGAAAUAUCAGACAUGCUCUUCACUGUGCAAGGAGCUACGGCGGGUGCCAUUCUGAUGGAGUGGAAUCUAGCACAGGCUUCUCAGGGUUCUGCUGGCAUGUGGGAUGCCCACUUCCGCGUUGGAGGCGCCGAGGGCAGUGAUUUACAGUAUGCGGAUUGUCCAUGGACCCAGGUCGAGGCAGACAACAACUGUAUUGCUGCCACCACAUUGUUCCACAUCACCUCCUCGGCAUCCUUAUAUUUGGAAAAUGUCUGGGUCUGGACCGCAGAUCAUGACCUAGACAUCCCGUCGCAGGACCAAGUUUCCGUGUACACUGCACGGUGUCUCUUAAUUGAAUCUCAGGGUCCUGUGUGGCUCUGGGGUACUGGGUCGGAGCAUUGUACGCUUUAUCAAUAUCGUUUCUAUCACGCGCAGAACAUUUUCGCCGCAACUCUGCAGACGGAGACUCCAUACUAUCAGCCAAGCCCCAAGGCGCCCGCUCCGUUCACUGGUGCGUAUGCUUUGCCUGACGAUCCCACCUUCACCUAUUGCAGCCCGGACUCUUCAACCUGUGCCUAUGCCUGGGGUCUAGAGAUCAUUGGCUCGUCUAAUGUCAUGAUCUAUGGGGCUGGCUUUUACAGCUGGUUCCAAUGGUACUCGCAGGCAUGUCUAAGCCUCGAGGCCUGCCAGGAGCGUAUUUCCCGUGUCGUUAACAGCAACAACAUCUUCAUUGUUAAUCUGUACACGAAGGGAGUGUAUUCGAUGAUCCAAGGUAGCAGCAGUGCUGAUGUCUUAGCCUUGGAGAAUAUGGACGGAUUUCUAGGCACCAUUGUGGGCUGGACUGGACUGGACACUACCGGAUCGCUGGACCCUCCCUCCUCAAUUAUCCCUCUGCCUCCAUGGAUCUGGAGUGUUCCAAGUCCAACGGUAUCAUGCAAUAUUCCCUGCGUCAUUCAGCCACCACCCACUCCUAUCAGACCAAUUCGACCUCCGCCGUAUACAACGACAAUAUCCGGCUCGCAGGUGGUUGUUACGCCACCUGUGAUAGAAACCCCCGGUUUGUCGGUGCAGCCUAUUAGCAUCGUUGUGCCCACGGGCCAGACGGUGACGCCCAUCAUCGUUCCCAGCCCUAGUAUCACCGUCCCUCUUAUAGUCCCAACUGAUGGGAAUUGGCCGGGAGGGGCACCGCCGAUUCAACCUCCCCCAAUCCCCAUGCCAAUUCCGCCUGCCGUGAUCCCCAACUGCAUGCAGUUCUGCUCUGAUGCUGACUGGCCGCCGAUCUUACCCCCAAUCGUCGUUGUUCCAGGCCCUCCACUUCCCGUUGGAGCUCCCCCGCCAGUCGGCGUCAUCCCUCCGCCAGCUGGAGAUGAUGACGCAGGGGAUGAAGAAGAAAACGAAAGUGACUGUGGUAUUCCAUUCGCGACAUCUCUAACUGAUUGGCCAAGCUCUGGCGAUGUACCAAGUUGGGGCCAGGAAACCGGUGAAACCGGAGGAACGUGCCAGUGGGCCGGUACCAUUCAGAGCUAUUCGAACACCUGGACCAUCGCCAUCCCUUCGGGAAAGACGUCUGUUAACAUUGAUCUUUAUAAUCUGCUCGGAUUUGGUAGCUAUGGGUAUAACUUGGAUGGAGCAACCAUGCAGGCCUACUCUGUGUCGGCGACAGGAUGGAGCGUUUCGAUGUCACCCUCGAGCUCUAAACCUACUAGCUCGGGUUCCUUUGUUGAUUUCGACAUCCCGACAAAUCCGUUGCCAACGAGUAUCGACAUGACAGCAAGUGUGCCGGCAGGAACCUCUUCCAUCAAUCUUCACAUUGAGAUUCGGGCCAGUCAAGCCUGCGGUGGAAACCCCAUUCCUGACCCAGCAGGCUCAAGCUCAGGCUCGGGUUCAGGUUCGGGGUCCGGUUCAUCGUCCAUCUCGCCCAUCUUCCCGCAGAAUAUCAAUGGGGAGAUCACCUGUGAGUCCGAUAGCACAGCUGGUGUCAGCAAAAUGACGGACUGCAUGUUCUCCUACAACAGCGGCAUCGUCCAAGGUCAACCCCUUACAGAGGGAAUAACAAUCACUACCAACAAUCCAUCGUCUAGUUGCAUCCGUAGCGGAACGACUAAGAACAGCGAAGGCGUCAUUACCAAUAAUUGGUGUCUGGUCUACCAGUUUAAUGGCUGCGCAUUCGUGCUUUCAGAUAAGUCCGAGCUCUUCGGGAGUUCGUUCCCCGGUUGGUCAGUCAUUUCGGGACAGGUGAUGCGUAAUUUUGCCAUUACGGCAGCGAAUCAAUGCGCUGGGAGUGGUAAGACUGCCAUUGCUGCUGGGCCUUUCCAGCCAUUUGGGGUAAUCGCCCAGUCUCUUUGUUUGACCUCACCGGAUCAUCCUGAGAUUUGUGGUGUUCCGUGA